This is a messenger RNA of Thamnophis sirtalis, 660 nucleotides long. NCBI's taxonomy places the organism in Eukaryota, Metazoa, Chordata, Lepidosauria, Squamata, Natricidae. The record is from RefSeq and is a predicted model, not a curated record.
GAGGUCCUGAUUUUGGCAUUCUUUGCUGCCCUCUAGAGGUCAUCCGCAAUUUGCAGCCAAAAUCUGGCAACUCCCACUGAAUAUCCGCCGGAGCCCGCUUAAAAGAUGGCCGCCUUGGCCUCCCAGAAUCAGAAGCGCCUGCGCUGAACAUUAAAACGCACGUUGGCUGCUCCAACUCCCCGUAGCUCAAUCAGCUGGCCACGGUUUUUUUCGCUUCUUCUUCCAAGAUGGUGGCUCCCAGGUUACUCGGCAACCAGAGGCUUUGGGACAGUUCGGCGACCUUCUUCCUCCUGCAGCUCCUUCUCUCGGCCGUCGGGGCAAAGCAGGAGCCCAUCACGGCCGACUUCAAUGUCAGGCCCGGCGGGAUGGUUCACUCGUAUUCGCAAAACCUGGGAGACGUUACCUGCAGUUUUACCUACGCAGCUCAGGGCGGGACGAACGAGCAAUGGGAAAUGAUUAUUGCGGUCAACGAAGACAAGAAGCUCUUUUCCUGUUCAAUCUGGCGGCCCCAAGGAAAAUCCUACCUUUUCUUCACCCAGUUUAAAGCUGAGAUGAAAGGAGCAAAGAUCCAGUACGCCAUGGCUUACUCCUCGGGUAGCGUCGGAGGACAGAACGACGUCCCCUUAAAAGAGGAGGAAUUCUUGGUCACGGAACAGGCAG